Molecule: messenger RNA, 846 nt
Organism: Brugia pahangi
Lineage: Eukaryota; Metazoa; Nematoda; Chromadorea; Rhabditida; Onchocercidae
Source: the annotation of a GenBank genome assembly
AUGGCAAUUAUUGGUGGUGAAGAGAAGAAUUGGAAUCGAUUUGGUUUCCUUGUUAAAGUAUUUUCUCGUGAGGUAUCAUCAAACAUUGUUACCAGUUGUACCGGAACCAUCAUUUCUACUCAACUGAUAUUGACUUCAUCACAUUGCUUGUUGAAUGCAACAACUGGAAGAAGGCUAUCCGAAUUCGUAGUUACUGUACAGUCAUUGAAACGACCUAAAACUUUAGCAGCUGAAGUGGUGGAAAUUGGACAAACCUGGGGAAUAUUGAAAAUUCCCGAAAUGGCAUUAUCAACACUUUGUCCACCAGUACCAGCACCAAAACAUGUCGCUCAGUUAAAUGUUCGACCAUCAUUGCUGCAGUCUUCAAUUAUAAAUUUUGAUGUUUUGAAAUUGAAAAAGAAAAAAUGUUGGAUUGUUGGAUUUACAACUACAAAUAACGCAACUGAAUUCAUCAAGCAAGAUCAAAUUCAAUUAAUUAACAUUCAUUCGAUCAAUCCUGUAAAAGAUAAGCCUAAUUAUUUUUGGUCACCCAUUAUUGUUAAUGAGACUGCGUGUUGGGAUGAUGCUGGUGCAGCUCUAUUUUGCUCCACAAGAAAUUGGGGACAUAUGUUAGUUGGUAUAUUUCAACAUUUGAUAGCAACAAAGAAACCGAGCAAUCCACAGAAAGAAGAUGAAAAAAUGGAUAUGAUGGAUAGUUGCAAUCGUGCAACUGAAAUUCGUUUCUCAAAAACGACCAAUGAGCAAAAAAUUUUUGAAACUAUUCAAAAAUUUGAUCUUGCUGCAUUUGUUAGCAUAUAUCAAAAUUGCUUCCGUGAAAUUCCGUACAAUUUGACACCCGGAAAAUAA